Salvia miltiorrhiza (redroot sage) is the source of this 1041-nucleotide messenger RNA. RefSeq lists its product as uncharacterized. The record is from RefSeq and is a predicted model, not a curated record. The transcript is spliced from 2 exons. Bases 35 to 811 code for a protein of 258 amino acids. NCBI's taxonomy places the organism in Eukaryota, Viridiplantae, Streptophyta, Magnoliopsida, Lamiales, Lamiaceae.
AUUUUUCAGUCUGCAAAAAUCUCCAAACCUCGAGAUGGCACUCUUCAAAGUAAGAUCGCAAGAUUGGUUUCUCUAUGUUGAGAACUGGGAUGCACAGAAGGACAACUUGCUAAUGAAUUGUUUGAUCGAAAAAAUCGAUGAAUGCUCACCGACACCCCCACAACUGUCGCCGCACGUGCUGAUUUAUGCCAUGAACGCGCUCAACUCACAACUAAACGCUAAGGUGAAACUACUCUCUGUGGAGGCGCGUUGUGAUUUUCUCCGGGAUCGCUACAUGUGCUUCAAACAUUUGUGUAAUUUACCGGAGACUGACUGGGACCGAUCGACUAACAAGAUUCACGCGAAGGACGAGGUGUGGGCGAGGCUCUUUCAGGAAAACAAAUUCAACCAAGCUUACUAUUACGAGGGAGAACCCUUGUAUUUUCAAAUGAUUAAGUUAUUCGGGCUUGCUUCCGUGAAGACCGAGCUCUCCCACACGGUGAUCCUGAUCGAGGACUCGUCGCCCAACAAGGAACAAAUUCCUUACGAGAUAUGCGAUGAUACAUCAUCGGAUGACGAGGUAAACUCUCCUCUACUAAAGCCAAAGAAAGAAGUUUCCCGUAAACUCAACUUUCCUGAUGAUGCAUGUUCGGGAAUAUCACCGGCAUUCCCAAUCACUUACAAGAGCAGUGUGUUCGUCCCAUGGUCACCGAUCGAGGAGAAGUUCGCAUGUCCAUCGAGUAAUGCUUUCCCCGGGAAGCUCAAAGAAAACAUGAGCGCUGACCCCGGAUACGGGGGGAGUUCUUGCGCUUCGUCGUCACCUUUUAAGUAGCUACUGUUUGGGUCUUAGCUAUUUUGUGUUGUUUGUGUAUUAGGAAUUUUAUGUUGUUAUGUUGUUGGGUCUUAGCUAUGUUAUGUUGUUUGGGUCUGCCUUUGAAUUGGUACUUGUGUAACUCCUUCCCAAUUUUUGCUGAUCAACGGCUGCUAGAGCCUAUGUGGGAGUACAAGUCUUUUUUUGCUAUGUUAUGUAAUGGUUGGCUUUGAAAAGCUUGGGCUGUUAGG